Messenger RNA from Cyprinus carpio (common carp), 2070 nucleotides. Its product is annotated as thread biopolymer filament subunit alpha. NCBI's taxonomy places the organism in Eukaryota, Metazoa, Chordata, Actinopteri, Cypriniformes, Cyprinidae. The record is from RefSeq and is a predicted model, not a curated record.
AACAAACUGUGAUCAAGGCAUCCUGACUGAGCACCAGGACUCCUCGGCAAAGACCUGGACCCCAGCUCUGAGUGCAGAAUGACAGAGUCAAGCUUGCAUAUCAGUGGGGGAGCCGUCAGAUUUGGAGCCACCUAUGGAGGCAACCGUCUGUUCUCCGGAGCCAGGGGCAGUGGAGGUGUUAGCUCGGCUCUGUCCCGUUCACUUGGCUUGGCGAGAGGGGGUGGAGCAGGAGCUGGUCUCGGGCUGGGAGGAGGUUUGGGUGUAGGUUUUGGGGCUGGAGCUGGUGCAGGAGCAGGACUGGGCCUCGGCGGCAGUGCUCUUGCUCUCGGUGGAGGCUUUGGCCUGGGAGCCGGCGGUGCCAGAGCAGCAGGGAUCAGGGCUGGUGUGGCUCCGCUGAGAGCCCAUCUAGGGGGCCGAGUAUUUAAAAUCGGAGGCUAUGGUUUCAACCCAUCCUUCAUCAGCUCUAACACUACAGUGGACGCGGGUACCGCUCCAAUGCCCAGAAUCGACCCAACACUCCCAUCACUGGACACAGUGCAGGUCAUACGCAUGAAAGAAAAGGAGGAGCUGCAGGCCCUCAAUGAUAAAUUUGCAUCUUUCAUUGAUAAGGCCAGGUCUCUGGAGCAGCACAAUGCAGUACUAAAAGCCAAAAUUUCCAUGUUUACUAACCCAGAGCAGGGUGGACCUGCCAGCACUUCCAUCCUUCUGACCUCUGCCAUCGGAACGUAUAAAUCCCAGAUCGACAGCCUCACUUCUACUAAAGAGGCCAUCAUUGCUGAGAUUGAGCACUAUAAAGGCAUUAUUGAGGAUGUUCAGGCCAGGUAUGAUGAGGAAACUGCUCAAACCAAAACUCUGGAGCUUGACUGGACUGCGCUGAAAGAGGAAGUGGAUAAUCUAUACCUUACCAUCUUUGAGUUGCAAACCAGCAUCGGUGGUUUGGAGGAUCAGAUUGCUCUCUCCAAGCAGGUGUAUGACGCUAAAGUGAAAGAGGUGAGAAACAUUGUGACUGGUGGUGUGAAGUCAGCAGUGUCUAUCUCAGUGGAUAACGCAGCCCAAGCACAGGAUCUGACCUCAGCGCUGACUGAAGUCAAAGCUCACUAUGAAGCCCUGGCUCAACGCAGCAAGCAGGACGCCCUCCUCUCAGUGCAGGACAGUCUUUCCAUGAUGUCUGUAUCCUCUCACCCCACUUCUCAAACACUCACCUCAGCCAAGGAAGAGCUCAGGGUUUACAAACUACAGAUUGACUCUGUGCAGAGGGAGAUCGAGAGGCUCAAAUCUCUGAACUUGCAGUUGGAGUCUCAGGUGGAGGAGGCAGAAGUUCACUCCAGCUCCCACACAGAAACAUACCAGGAUCAGGUUCUUACUCUUAAAUCCCAGCUUGAUGAUCUCAGAAAGCAAAUUGCUCAUUACGGUCAAGAAUAUCAGGAGCUUCUCGCCAGCAAGAUGUCGCUGGAUGUUGAAAUCACAGCCUAUAAGAAACUCCUGGACAGUGAAGAGAACAGGUUGAAAUCUGGAGGUGGUGUCACGGUGCACAUGUCUAAGACUGUAGUCGGAGGAGGAGCAGCGGCUGGAGGAGGAGGUCUAGGCCUGGGUGCAGGAGGUGCAGGCUUGGGUGGAGGUGCCGGUCUAGGUCUUGGAGGUGGAUUUGGGCUGGGCGGAGGCCUAGGAGGUGGUCUUGGGGGUCUAGGACUGGGACUCGGUGGAGGACUGGGCUUUGGAGCAGGUGCAGGAAGUUCCUUCAGCGCAGGGAGCAGUUACAUGUCCUCCAGCCUGAGCAGCAGUGCCUUGUCAUCCACUGUUUACUGAAGAUUCACAACCUCCACUCUUCAAGCCACAACAGAAUGCUGAGCUUCCACAUAUGGGUCAGCGAGGACGCUUCAUGAAGUUCACCCCCCAUAAGUUCACACAUUAUUACCGCACCAUCAUGUUCAUUUAAAAUAAAAUGAUGCUCGAUGAGGCUCCAAAUUCUGUAGUAUUUUGAAAACCAGAUCAAAAUGUCUGUAUUGGAUUUCCAUGCAUCACUUCCUGCUACAACAAUAAUAAAAAAUAAAAAUUUUGGUUAUUAAUGAG